GGGGGGCUCGUCUGAUUAAGGGGCCCUGAACCAGGGAGCGGCGGAGUCUGAGAAGCCAGCAGCUCGGGGCUCGGCGGCAGCGGCCUCCUCGGCCGAAGUUGGGGGUGGUGGGGCGCCGAGCGCGCGGGGUCGGGGGGCGUCCUGGUCUUUGGCUCCUCGACUCGGUCCUGUUUCGACAGCGAACAUGUCUCGGCCUGUCAGAAAUAGGAAGGUCGUUGAUUAUUCACCAUUUCAGGAAUCCGAUGAUGCUGAUGAAGAUUAUGGAAGAGAUUCAGGCCCUCCAGCUAAGAAAAUUCGAUCAUCUCCCCGAGAAGCUAAAAAUAAGAGGCGAUCUGGAAAGAAUUCACAGGAAGAUAGUGAGGACUCAGAAGAAAAAGAUGUGAAGACUAAGAAGGAUGAUUCUCAUUCAGCAGAGGACAGUGAAGAUGAAAAAAAAGAUCAUAAAAAUGUGCGCCAGCAACGGCAAGCAGCCUCUAAAGCAGCCUCUAAACAGAGGGAGAUGCUCAUGGAAGAUGUGGGCAGUGAAGAAGAGCAAGAAGAGGAGGACAAGACGCCAUUCCAAGGGAAUUCCGGCAGUGAUGAGGAUUUCCUAGUGGAAGACGAUGAUGAUAGUGACUAUGGCAGUUCAAAAAAGAAAAACAAAAAGAUGGUUAAGAAGUCGAAGCCUGAGAGAAAAGAAAAGAAAAUGCCGAAGCCCAGGCUAAAGGCCACAGUGACGCCAAGUCCUGUGAAAGGCAAGGGGAAAGUGGGUCGCCCCACAGCUUCAAAGGCAUCGAAGGAAAAGACUCCUUCUCCCAAAGAAGAAGAUGAGGAACCAGAAAGCCCUCUGGAGAAGAAAACGUCUUCAAGUCCCCCGCCUGAGAAAUCCGGGUAUGAAGGGCCUGAAGAGGAAGCCCAGUCUGGGGAAGAUUAAAAGUGAUGAUGGUCUGGGGAGAGAUUUUAUUUAAAAAGAAAAAAAAAAAAAGAGA
Molecule: messenger RNA, 968 nt
Organism: Cervus elaphus (red deer)
Lineage: Eukaryota; Metazoa; Chordata; Mammalia; Artiodactyla; Cervidae
Product: nuclear ubiquitous casein and cyclin-dependent kinase substrate 1-like
Biological process (GO): double-strand break repair via homologous recombination; interstrand cross-link repair
Cellular component (GO): cytoplasm
Molecular function (GO): single-stranded DNA binding; double-stranded DNA binding
Source: RefSeq, a predicted model, not a curated record